Triticum urartu is the source of this 1246-nucleotide messenger RNA. The record is from RefSeq and is a predicted model, not a curated record. NCBI's taxonomy places the organism in Eukaryota, Viridiplantae, Streptophyta, Magnoliopsida, Poales, Poaceae.
ACGCCAGAGCACAGCACAUCCCCACCGCGCUCCACCCACCCCCGCCGGCCUCACCGCGCACCAGGCAGCCGCUCCACCGUGCCGAUGGCGCCCGCCCGAGCAGCCCUCCUCGCCUUCCUCGUGGCCGCGCUGCUCCCGCUCGCCCUGUCCCGCGGGCAGGGGCGUGGCCCGCACCUGCCGGGGCACGGCCUGGUCCACCGGCACGGGCCUGGCAUCGGUCACCACGCCCACGCGCCGCUCGGCGGUGGCGCCUGGGCCUCCGCGCACGCCACCUUCUACGGCGGCGGUGACGCCUCCGGCACCAUGGGUGGGGCGUGCGGCUACGGGAACCUCUACAGCACGGGGUACGGCUCCAACACGGCGGCCCUGAGCACGGCACUCUUCAACAACGGCCUCAGCUGCGGGGCCUGCUUCGAGGUGCGGUGCGACCCCGGCGGCACCGAGGCCGGCGCGCCGCACGCCUGCCUCCCCGGCUCCACCGUGGUGACCGCCACCAACUUCUGCCCGCCCAACUUCGCCGAGUACUCCGACGCCGGCGGCUGGUGCAACCCUCCCCGCGCCCACUUCGACAUGUCCCAGCCCGUCUUCCAGCGCAUCGCGCUCUACCGGGCCGGCAUUGUCCCCGUCUCCUACCGCAGGGUGGCGUGCCAGAAGAAGGGCGGCAUCCGGUUCACCAUCAACGGCCACUCCUACUUCAACCUGGUGCUCGUCACCAACGUGGGCGGCCCCGGCGACGUGCACGCGGUGUCCGUCAAGUCCACGCGCUCGGGGUGGCAGUCGCUCUCCCGCAACUGGGGGCAGAACUGGCAGAGCAACGCGCUGCUCGACGGGCAGGGCCUCUCCUUCCGCGUCACGGCCGGCAACGGCCAGUCCGUCGUCUCCAACAACGCCGUGCCGCGCGGCUGGUCCUUCGGCCAGACCUUCAGCGGCGCCCAGUUCCACUGAGCGCCCGCAUCAUCCAUCCGCCGAAGCAGUACUAUCUUGUAGUAGUAGUGGUCAGUAGUGGUCGUCGUCAACCUCCCGACUGGAGCGUGCUGGGAAGCGCCAUGGUUUUAUGAUGGUUCUUCCACAAGCGUCCGACGCUCUUCGGGGAUUCGAGGCUGUAGCAGGUAGUUAGGCCUAGUAUUAUCAUGGGCUUUUAAUUGUCUGGUUAGCGUGCGUGAGUGAGUGAGUGAGUGGUAGCUGAAGCCUAAAGCAUUUGAACGAGGUUUUGGCUAGGAUGGCAGCGGUGGUAAAGGCUUGGCUU